Molecule: messenger RNA, 1572 nt
Organism: Didymosphaeria variabile
Lineage: Eukaryota; Fungi; Ascomycota; Dothideomycetes; Pleosporales; Didymosphaeriaceae
Exons: 4
Coding region: 1-1572 (523 amino acids)
Biological process (GO): transmembrane transport
Molecular function (GO): transmembrane transporter activity
Source: RefSeq, a predicted model, not a curated record
AUGGACAUUCUGGCUGACAAAGAAACCGGCAUCUUGCGCCACACUGUGCAGGUGGUGCAGGUACAUGAGCAGGAUAUCAAUGAUGAUAUUGUGGUUGAUGCCAACGCUGGUAAUGUCGACAGCAACUUGAAGCUGGCGCCGGAUGGCCAUACCGUACUUGUUCCUCAACCCUCGGACGACCCGAAUGAUCCUCUCAACUGGUCUUCCACUAAGAAGCAUGCUGUGCUCAUUGUCCUCUCCAUCACCGCCGGUCUGGGGGACUACAGCUCUGCGGCUGGUAUUCCCUUGAUCGUGUCCCAGGGCCUGGAAUGGAACAAGACGCCCGCAAAGGUCAAUGAGACUGGUAACCUGAACGUUCUCAUGGUUGCCAUCGGCGGACUCUUUUGGAUCAUCGUCUCUACAUGGUGGGGUCGUGGCCCUGCCCUCUUCUGGUCUACCCUCACUGGCUGCGUCUUCACCAUCGCCUGCGCCGUAACCCACAACUACUCGGUCUACUACGGCUUCCGCGUGUUGAUGGGCUUCAGCUUCUGCGCUUUCCAAAUCGUAGGUCUGGCCUGCAUCAAGGACAUGUUCUACUUCCACGAGCACGCCCGCAAGAUCGGCAUCUGGACGUACGGCGUCUUCCUAACACCCUACCUCGCACCCAUGUUCAGCAACUUCAUCAUCGCGGGCACGCAUGGCAGGUGGCGCGUAGCCUUCUGGCUUGUCUUUGCCGUCGGCGCCCUCGAUAUGAUUUUGAUUUUCCUGAUAUCGGAUGAGACAUACUACGACCGCACGAUCCCACGGGAAAAACAGCCUCCCCGUCCGAAGACGUUCACAGGCCGCAUGUCCCGUCUCGUCGGCAUCUGGCAGAUCCAGAACCACAGCGCAGCUGGCUUCCAACACUUCAGCCACGCGGUGACCCGCCUUGUUAAGACAUUCCUCAAGCCCAUCAUGAUCCCCUGCAUGAUCUACUACGCAAUGACAUUCAUGUGGGUCGUCGGCAUAAACAUCACCUCCGCCAUCCUCCUGCAGACCCCCCAAGCCUACGGCGGCUACGGCUUCGACAACAACGCCAUAGGCUACCUUCUCUUUGCGCCGCUCCUCGCCGUCACCAUCGGCGAGUUGUCGGGCCACUUCUUUAACGACCUGAUUGCGCGCCGCUACGUCAAGCGCCACAACGGCGUGUUCAAGCCUGAAGCCCGCCUGCUCAUGAACCAGCUUGUAGUUCUGCUGAUGGUGCCAGGCCUCGUGCUCGUAGGCCAGACGCUGGAAAAGCACCUCAGCUAUGCGGGCAUUAUCAUGGGCUGGGGAAUGUACGUUAUUGGAAGUAUGCUGGCGAGUGUGAGUUUGACAGCGUACUGCCUCGACAGCUACGGCAGUGCUAGUUCUGAAGUUGCGGGGUUGUUAAACUUUGCGAGGGUUGGUGCUGGGUUCUCCGUUGGGUACUUCCAGAAGCCGUGGGGUCAGGCUCAUGGGUAUGGCCAGUCGUUUGGGAUUCAGGCUGCUAUCGUCGCUGCUGCGUCUAUCAUUAUUACGCUGCUUCAGAUUUACGGUGCGCGUAUGCGUGCUAGAGGUGGACCGGUUGUGUAA